This is a messenger RNA of Colius striatus (speckled mousebird), 309 nucleotides long. It is a transcript of the gene SMIM18, whose product is annotated as small integral membrane protein 18. The record is from RefSeq and is a predicted model, not a curated record. NCBI's taxonomy places the organism in Eukaryota, Metazoa, Chordata, Aves, Coliiformes, Coliidae. The transcript has a single exon. The coding region runs from base 1 to 294 and encodes 97 amino acids.
AUGGCAACCCUUAACACCACUCAGUGGAAUGAGACUACGUCCAUUUCCCAGUAUCUGGGCUUUCAAGUGCAAAAAAUUUACCCUUUCCAUGAUAACUGGAACACUGCCUGCUUUAUUAUCCUGAUCAUAUUCAUCUUUACUGUAGUUUCUCUGGUGGUGUUGGCUUUCCUCUAUGAACUGCUGGACUGUUGCUGCUGUGUGAAAAAUAAAACUGUGAAAGACUUGGAGAAUGAACCCAAUCCUGUUAGAGCAAUGUUGAACAGCUUCAGAAAGCAUGAAACAGAGGUGGUAUAGGAAGGACUGAGCAUC